UGAGCCUCGCCAACACGGUGAAACCCUGUCUCUACCAAAAAUACAAAAAAAGAAAAAAAGUAACUGUAACCCCAACUACUCGGGAGGCUGAGGCACGAGAAUCGCUUGAAUCCCGGAGACUGAGGUUGCAGCGAGCCGAAAUCGCGCCACUGCAGUCCAGCCUGGGCGAAAGAGAGAGACUCCGUCUCAAAGAAAAAAACAACAAAAAAACCCUGCAUGUCUAUAUUUUCGAAUUUGUGUGUAAGACGUCUUAAUUGUAUGCGUUAAAUUAAAAAAGGACAAAAGGAAUGGAACUACCAACAGCGACUAAGUCAGUAAAAGAGUGGUAAUGGGCAAGGGGGUGGAAUAUACGCAGGCGCAAUAGCAAGCGUUUCUUUUGGAGGUUAUUUUCGUGUCAUAAAUUUCUAAAUUCACGUUAAGUCUUACAAGAGCAUGUUAAACAUUAAAACAUAAGAUUGUUUCUGGUCAAUAAGGGGUCUAUAAAAAAUAAAGCAAUAAGGUGUUUUGUUUAAUUUUAUGCCUUAAAAAAGAAACAAAGAAACGGAACCCUCAGCUAAGACUUUUAAAAGUCAGUAACGGGGGGAUGGGAGGAGUCAAAUAUACGUAGGCGCAACAGCGAGGGAUCGGUCUGAGGCGGAUCUAGAAUUUCAUUAAAGGACAGCUCGUACAGCCAAUCAAGGACAGAGUCGGUGGCUUCUUCCCGGAGGAGACCGGAAGUUGGUUUCGGCUGCAGAGGGGAAGGCGGUUACCAGUGUAAAGCCAGAGCUGAGGUUCUUGAUAGUCCACAAUGGGUGAACCACAGCAAGUGAGUGCACUUCCACCACCUCCAAUGCAAUAUAUCAAGGAAUAUACGGAUGAAAAUAUUCAAGAAGGCUUAGCUCCCAAGCCUCCCCCUCCAAUAAAAGACAGUUACAUGAUGUUUGGCAAUCAGUUCCAAUGUGAUGAUCUUAUCAUCCGCCCUUUGGAAAGUCAGGGCAUCGAACGGCUUCAUCCUAUGCAGUUUGAUCACAAGAAAGAACUGAGAAAACUUAAUAUGUCUAUCCUUAUUAAUUUCUUGGACCUUUUAGAUAUUUUAAUAAGGAGCCCUGGGAGUAUAAAACGAGAAGAGAAACUAGAAGAUCUUAAGCUGCUUUUUGUACACGUGCAUCAUCUUAUAAAUGAAUACCGACCCCACCAAGCAAGAGAGACCUUGAGAGUCAUGAUGGAGGUCCAGAAACGUCAACGGCUUGAAACAGCUGAGAGAUUUCAAAAGCACCUGGAACGAGUAAUUGAAAUGAUUCAGAAUUGCUUGGCUUCUUUGCCUGAUGAUUUGCCUCAUUCAGAAGCAGGAAUGAGAGUAAAAACUGAACCAAUGGAUGCUGAUGAUAGCAACAAUUGUACUGGACAGAAUGAACAUCAAAGAGAAAAUUCAGGUCAUAGGAGAGAUCAGAUUAUAGAGAAAGAUGCUGCCUUGUGUGUCCUAAUUGAUGAGAUGAAUGAAAGACCAUGAAAGAUGUUUCUUUUUCUUUUUUUCCUUUUGAUAAUAGCAUCAUAUAUUCAUUUUCUUUUGGACAGUCUUAAGAGAAGUUUCACUAAAAAUGUAAACAGCUUUAAUCUUGACUCCAACUUUUUCAAUUAUGAGAUGUCAUAGGCAGUAAUUUCACUGUAUAACAAGCAUAGACAAAUGAGUAUCCCUGCACUAAGAAGAAUCACUUUAAAAAGCAAAGUGUUAGCUGCUGUUGUAUGGGACAUUCCUAUGUUUUAGAGUUGCAGUAAAACUUUGAUGAUAACCUCAAUAAUAGCAAAGUUUUCGUCUUUGAAAAGGGGAUUUAGCAUUUGCUUUAAGAAUGAUAGAUAAAUGGAUAUCACGCUCUAUAAAUGUAAAACUAUGAAAUCUUUAGACUUAUUCCAUUAAAAAUUUUGCUUAAGCUGCAAAAA
Molecule: messenger RNA, 1917 nt
Organism: Gorilla gorilla gorilla (western lowland gorilla)
Lineage: Eukaryota; Metazoa; Chordata; Mammalia; Primates; Hominidae
Gene: MED7
Product: mediator complex subunit 7
Exons: 2
Coding region: 788-1489 (233 amino acids)
Biological process (GO): regulation of transcription by RNA polymerase II
Cellular component (GO): mediator complex
Molecular function (GO): transcription coregulator activity
Source: RefSeq, a predicted model, not a curated record